Westerdykella ornata is the source of this 624-nucleotide messenger RNA. RefSeq lists its product as uncharacterized. Bases 166 to 534 code for a protein of 122 amino acids. The record is from RefSeq and is a predicted model, not a curated record. Gene Ontology annotation, molecular function: zinc ion binding. Gene Ontology annotation, biological process: protein import into mitochondrial intermembrane space. NCBI's taxonomy places the organism in Eukaryota, Fungi, Ascomycota, Dothideomycetes, Pleosporales, Sporormiaceae. Gene Ontology annotation, cellular component: mitochondrial intermembrane space. The transcript has 5 exons.
GUGCUCUAAGAAUACAAGCUCCAGCGGAAGCCCCUAGCAUUCCACUACCUCCCUACUAUUCAUUCACGCAACCGUCACAGAAAAGGAUCGCAAAAAUACCAACCAGACGACAGUGCCUCUUCAGCAGAACCGGCAAACUGUCCGCAACGACAAAGAGCGCCCGCCAUGUGCAAACACGUCCUCAACGCCCAAGUCGCCAUCCGCUCCCCAUGUUGCCGGAAAUGGUUCGACUGUGCCGAGUGCCAUAGCGAGACCGCCGAUCACCCCCUCCUACAAAGCUUCGAGAUGACAUUCGCAUGCAAGAAGUGCAAGAAAUGCUUCAGAAAGGACGCUCGCGAGUUUGAGGAGAGCGACGAGUACUGCCCGUUUUGCGACAACCAUUUCGUACUGGAGGCUGUCACGCCCAAGGCAUCGCUCCAAGUUGAAGGCGAGGAUGUGCGCAAAGAUGCAAGAAUGCUGAAGGACGAUCGAGUCCGCGGGGAGGAGCAAAGGUCUAUAUUCAACGUCAAGGAUGCAGCAGACAGGCUCGGAUAAAAGUAUUUGGCAUCAUGUUUGGCAUUAUUGGCGUUCCUCGGGUUCUCGGCUGUCUAUCUAUCCAUAGCACGGAGUAUGCAGGAGUAAGCG